Maniola jurtina (meadow brown) is the source of this 704-nucleotide messenger RNA. It is a transcript of the gene nau, whose product is annotated as transcription factor SUM-1. Gene Ontology annotation, biological process: muscle organ development; positive regulation of myoblast differentiation; regulation of transcription by RNA polymerase II. The coding region runs from base 84 to 635 and encodes 183 amino acids. The record is from RefSeq and is a predicted model, not a curated record. Gene Ontology annotation, molecular function: protein dimerization activity; RNA polymerase II cis-regulatory region sequence-specific DNA binding; DNA-binding transcription factor activity, RNA polymerase II-specific. The transcript has 4 exons. NCBI's taxonomy places the organism in Eukaryota, Metazoa, Arthropoda, Insecta, Lepidoptera, Nymphalidae.
CUAAGACACCCCUCGAAAAUCAGUAUGGCGCGAAUCGUUGCGCGCGGCGCUCGGAGUUUAAAAAAAUAACUGUCAAUGUCAAAAUGAGCUAUAGUGUCUAUGAUUGCGGAUUCGAAUUUCAAAAAGUGAACGACAAAGAGUGCUGUGAUGGAAUGAAAAAAGAAAAGAAUGAAAGUGAGGCGAAGGAAGAACACAUUCAGCACGUUUUAGGGCCCAGUAGGCGGUGCUUAGCGUGGGCUUGCAAAGCUUGUAAAAGGAAAACAGCGGCGGUGGACAGAAGAAAAGCGGCGACGUUGCGCGAAAGGCGGCGAUUACGGAAAGUGAACGCAGCAUUCGAAGAGCUUAGAAUACGAGCGCGAGCAGGCAGCGGUCGUCUGCCCAAGCUGGAGAUUUUGCGAGCUGCCAUACAACACAUCGAAAGGUUGCAGGCGGCAUUGCGAGCGGCGGCUGCUUUGGAGUCGGGCAGCUGUAAAGGCUACGUGGAGCCGACGACGACGAAACCACAAAGCGAAUCACGAGACACAAAAACUGAGAGAGAAAAACCAUUUUUAAACGGAGAGUCUGCGUCUUGUGGAUUGAAUAGCUUAGCGCGCCUCCGGUGCAUAGUGCAAGCGUUAGCGAAGGACAACCCGUAGCCUACAUAGAUAGAUCUCAUAACAAAAGAAUAAAGUAACCAGUGCUCAAUUAUAGUAAAUAUUUAUUUA